Messenger RNA from Phyllostomus hastatus (greater spear-nosed bat), 1881 nucleotides. RefSeq names its product tripartite motif-containing protein 5-like. Lineage: Eukaryota; Metazoa; Chordata; Mammalia; Chiroptera; Phyllostomidae. Bases 659 to 925 code for a protein of 88 amino acids. The record is from RefSeq and is a predicted model, not a curated record. The transcript has 4 exons.
AUAGACAGCGGACAUAACGGACCUGGGGGUUUUCUUUCGGUAGUAGUAUAUAGUUCCAGGCUCCCCUUGAUUGUUCUGUAACAAUAUUUGUAGGUUAGUGAUUCUCAGAGAGACUCUCUGGUGAGAAUGACUAGUGACUUCUGUGUUCCUUUCUGUCAUUAUUUUGAGCCUUGAACUCUUCCAGGGGAAUACAAUUUUCUGUGGUUCAUGGCUCUGUGCCCCGGUGCUCAAAGUUAGCUGAGGGUGGAGAUGGGGGUCAGGAGUAAUGCAGGGAAGAUUAAUUGUUCUGGGCAGCUGUGUUAAAGCUGAACCACACCAGAUGUCCUAUUUUAUUUAGGGUUGGCUUCAAUAACGCAGACUUGAGGCCUUUAUUUUGGAAUGUGCUGGAGAGAAAGUGGUAGGAAAAAGUAGCGUCCCCAAGAAUUGCUCUCCUGCUUCCAUCUCCCUUCCUUGUGAGAACUACUCCAGGCCUGGAGUAGUUCCAAAUCAAAUACUUCUUUUUCUGGCUCCCAGUCUCUGCCUAACAGCCUGAGUCCUCUCUCUUUCUGAUUCCUGAAAAAUCAAAUACAAAAAUGAGAUCCAAAGCAUCCCGGAUUGUUUUAAACAACUGAGAGGCAUCCUGGAUACUGAAGAGCAGAAGGAGCUGCAAAAGGUGGUGAUGGAGAAGGGAGAUAUUCUCUGUGUCCUGGAACAGGCUGAGGAGCUCAUAGAUGUGAGUCAAUAUCAGGAUCACAUUACCCUGUACCCUUCCACGGACAAACGAAAUGUUGCCAUUUCUGCAAAUCGGAGGCAAGUGAGAUAUGAGCACCAUCUCGAUGCAAAUACGAAGGCUUCUGCUGUACUUGGCUCACUGGUUAUCACAUCAGGGGAACAUUACUGGGAGGUGGAUGUGUCAGAGAAACAGAAAAUGACUAAUGCAUCAUAAAACAAGACCUGUAUGGAGGUGACAUCUAUACCAAAUUCUUACAAUUUCAUUUCCUGUGCACUGAGAAGAAAAAGGAAAGCUCUUCAACAACUUAUUUUGUAUGUUAUUCAAGAUUUUGUAUAGGAAAUACUUACUACAAAUGAGUUCUUAGUGAUGUGUCAGUUCAACUAUGAUGUUUCUUCAUCAAGGACUGAAGGAGACAGGGUCAUAAAUAAUAGGUACUAAGUGGAAGGUUUGGGUUCACAGUGUCUGAGUCAAGUCCAGUCUCUCCCAAUUCAUGCAGUGUAACUUUGAAUAAGAUAUUUGAAUGCUGGCUUCAUUUACUAAAAAUUGUCCUGGUAUAAAAAACAUACCAUCAUUCGGAUCAUUAUCAAAGAAAAACGUCAUUAAGUAUAAAACAUGUCUAAACCUAAUAAACAUUUUCUCUACUGAUGACUGAGAAAUAUAAUCUGUGCCAGUGUCUCAUGAAAGAGGUUUGUGCCUUCAGGGGCACAAGGGUGGUUUUUUCUGAAGUCUCAUGUUUCAGGUGCCAGAUACCUCUGUGCUGCUGUCCAGAUUAUUGCAGCUCUGCCUGUGACAGAUAACUGUGUGCAUGUAUGACACUGAGAAUUUUAUUAUAAUUCUGGUUUGCUACAUAUUGGCCUUCAUCAAAUAAUCUCCCUCAAUAAAUUUUAUGGGAUUCAGUUUCUCAUUAGUGAAACUAACAAAAGUUGCCUGGUUUAUUGUGAAAAUUAAACAGCAGAAUAUUUACAGUAACUUCUGUCAUUUUUUUUAGCACAAAAGGAGUAAUCAAGUAUGCUGUCUGUUCACUUUUUGUUCCUGUUUCACUGUGACUGAAAUACAUAAUUUUAAACAUACUAUUAGUUUAUUUUCAACAUUAUUACUCUUGCUUUACAAAAUAAAAUCACUUGAAAGAAUUAUAAUUUUCCUUAAAUUUUAACAAUUGUAAAAUAAAU